Camelina sativa (false flax) is the source of this 2306-nucleotide messenger RNA. The record is from RefSeq and is a predicted model, not a curated record. NCBI's taxonomy places the organism in Eukaryota, Viridiplantae, Streptophyta, Magnoliopsida, Brassicales, Brassicaceae.
UUGGAGAGGAAGACAGGGGGGAAGUAACCGGAGAAGCAAAGAGCUUACUCUGUUUCCACCUUCAAAACUCAGCCGUAAAAAGUGGCAAGGGCUGAGUUCUUGACUCUGACAUCAAAAAGAGGUUUUAGGAUGGAUACUGCUAUGGAGAAUUAUAGUUCAGGUAGUGAUGAAGAAGUAAAAGAAGGGGAGACCACCGUUAACGAGAGGGAAAUCUAUCAGGCUGCAUUACAAGAUCUGAAACAACCCAAGACCGAAAAGGAUCUACCUCAUGGUGUUCUUACAGUUCCUCUUAUGAGGCAUCAGAAAAUAGCAUUGGAAUGGAUGCGUAAGAAAGAAAAAAGAAGCAGGAAUUGUAGGGGAGGGAUAUUAGCAGAUGAUCAGGGACUUGGUAAAACAAUCUCGACGAUCUCUCUAGUCCUAUUGCAUAAGUUGAAGUUACAAUCAAAGCAGAAAAAGCGAAAAGGUCGAAAAUCUGGUGGUACAUUGAUUGUUUGUCCAGCAAGUGUUGUAAAGCAAUGGGCAAGAGAAGUGAAAGAGAAGGUUUCUGAUGAACACAAGCUCUCUGUUUUAAUCUACCAUGGAUCUAACAGAACCAAAGAUCCUAUUGAAUUAGCAAAAUAUGAUGUGGUUGUGACAACUUACGCCAUUGUUACAAACGAAGUCCCUCAAAACCCUUUGCUGGGUCUUUUUGAUACAUUCAGUAAGAAGAGAGACAGAGCAAGCUUUGAAGGAUCUAAUCUUCAGCCUCCCGCUGGUGCACUAGGAAGAGUUAGAUGGUUGAGAGUAGUAUUAGAUGAAGCUCAUACAAUUAAAAACCAUAGAACCCUAGUUGCAAAAGCUUGUUUUAGCCUUAGAGCCAAGAGGAGAUGGUGUUUGACUGGAACACCGAUACAGAACAAAGUUGACGAUCUUUAUAGCUAUUUCAGGUUUCUUAGAUAUCAUCCCUAUGCCAUGUGCCUUUCAUUUCGUCAAAGAAUCAAGGUUCCAAUUUCCAAAAACUCUCUUCGGGGUUACAAGAAGCUUCAAGCUGUUCUAAGGGGAAUAAUGCUUCGCCGCACCAAAGGAACAUUACUUGAUGGACAGCCUAUAAUUAUUCUACCUCCAAAGCAAGUUAAUUUGAGCAAAGUGGACUUUUCAGUAGUAGAAUGGUCGUUCUACAGGAAGCUUGAAAUGUAUUCACGUUUGCAGUAUCAGGAAUAUGCUGAUGAAGGUACUUUGCAUGAACACAUGGCUCAUCUUUUGGUAAUGCUUCUGCGGCUACGCCAAGCUUGUAAUCAUCCACAACUUGUUAAUGGAUAUAGUCACUCAGAUGCUAUUGAAGAAAUACCAGAUGUGGGUCAUGAAUCCGAUAGAGAGUAUCUAACCAUUCUCCUCAAUCUCUUAAAAUCAUCCUUUAGCAUCUGCAAUGUCUGCAACGAUCCACCAAAAGACCCUGUUGUUACUUUGUGCGGCCAUGUGUUUUGCUAUGAGUGUGUGUCUGAAAACAUUAAUGGGGAUCACAAAACGUGCCCUGCACUUAAUUGCAGUACAGAGCUUAAACAUGAUAAUGUUUUCACUGAAUCUGCAAUUAGAAGUUGCAUCAACGAUUAUGAUGAUCCUAAGGAUAAGAAAGUUCUUUUUUCGCUACAAGGCGAGUUUAUUUCAUCCAAAAUCAAAGCUGUGAUAGAGAUUCUUCAGUCGCUUCCAAAGCAAGGCUCUGAUCCAGACUCUCCACCAAUAAAGACUAUAGUCUUCUCUCAGUGGACGGGUAUGCUUGACUUGGUUGAGCAGUCUUUUGUCAAAAACCGUAUAAAGUUCAGACGACUAGAUGGUUCGAUGUCUCUACUAACAAGAGACAUAGCUGUAAAAGAAUUCAACAAUGAUCCAGAUGUAGAAGUGAUGUUGAUGUCUCUUAAAGCUGGAAACCUUGGAUUGAACAUGAUAGCUGCCUGUCAUGUUAUUCUCUUGGAUCUUUGGUGGAAUCCAACAACUGAAGACCAAGCUAUCGAUCGAGCUCAUCGUAUCGGACAAACUCGGACUGUUACGGUAACACGUAUUGCCAUCAAAAAUACCGUCGAGGAACGAAUUCUUACUCUUCAGGAACGUAAAAGGAAAAUUGUUGCAUCUGCAUUGGGUGAAAAACAUGGUAAAAGUUCUGCGAUUCAACUAACAUUAGAAGAUCUUGAAUACCUAUUUUUUGGUGAGUAGAAAUAUAACGAAGACCGUGUGCCCCUAGCUAGAGUUUUGACAAGGAAUAAAACCUCUAGCUUUUUAGUGUGAAUGUAAAGAGAUAUUUUAAUUUCACAUGUUGGUUAGAUUUUUUUUUA